Molecule: messenger RNA, 4379 nt
Organism: Megalobrama amblycephala (Wuchang bream)
Lineage: Eukaryota; Metazoa; Chordata; Actinopteri; Cypriniformes; Xenocyprididae
Gene: atg7
Product: ATG7 autophagy related 7 homolog (S. cerevisiae)
Exons: 20
Coding region: 646-2769 (707 amino acids)
Biological process (GO): autophagy of mitochondrion; cellular response to nitrogen starvation; autophagosome assembly
Cellular component (GO): phagophore assembly site; cytoplasm
Molecular function (GO): Atg12 activating enzyme activity; Atg8 activating enzyme activity
Source: RefSeq, a predicted model, not a curated record
AGGACAGAGAGCUGAAGCUGUGUCAGUGUCAGUCAGGUUUUUCUGGCUCGUUCACUUUCAUCCUGACAAAUGAACUGAUUCAUCUUCCACAGGGUUAACAAUGAAAAGGAACAGCGUUUAUAAGUUUCUGUCCGUGUUUUCUUGUCUAAUUGUCUGUGUUUUCCUUUUGUUUUGGGUUUUUGUCUUUUAUUCGAUGGUUUUGGCACCAUAAGCCUCUUUUGGACAUUCUCAUGAACGCAACGCAAGAGGUUUGACGGCAUCUAACCCGUUUAAACGACUGUUUCACCUUAUUUACCAGCAUCUGCUCGUCGUUUAUAUAACUGCAGGACAGUAUAACGCUUUAAAACAUUUAUAACUCAUCAGAAAAGCGUUUCUGCUAACACUGAACUCAAGUCAAACCCUGAAGAUCACUCAAUCUUACAGAUAGUUAGCUUCUCCUAGUCGAUACACCCGCGGAAACUGCAGCACGACUUUCACGAUGCCGGUAUUUUGAUUUUUAAAUUAAUUUUUAAGUCAUUUGUAAACUCUAGCUGCAACGAAUACGAAAACAAACCGACUGCGCAUGCGUGGAGGAUGACCGUGAUCACAUGACGCCGACUAGGAAGUGCUUGUCUGAGUGUGUGAGGAAUCCAAACAUCAGUCCUGAUGGCAGCUGAAUCGACGGCGAAGCUGCAGUUUGCCCCGUUCUGCAGUGCCCUGGAGGCGGGAUUCUGGCAUCAGCUGACCCAGAAGAAACUCAACGACUACCACUUAGACGAAAGUCCAAAAAACAUCAAAGGCUAUUACUAUAACGGUGAUGCUGUUGGCUUGCCGACUCGCUUGACACUGGAGUUCAGCGCAUUUGAUGCUGAUGGACCCACACCUGCUCGCUGCUGUCCAGCUCCUGGAACUCUCUACAACACCAACACAUUAGAAGCCUUCAAAUCCACUGACAAGAAGGCUCUCCUGGAUCAAGCAGCCAAUGAGAUUUGGAGCGCUAUUCAGUCAGGCGCUGCGGUGAACGACUCCUCAAUUCUUAACAAAUUCAUCCUCUUGACAUUUGCGGAUCUGAAGAAAUAUCAUUUCUAUUAUUGGUUCUGCUUUCCUGCCCUUUGCUUUCUGGAGGGAGUCCAACUGGUGCAGGAGCCGCUGUCAUUAGAGAAGAGUUUCUCUGACAAACAGAUAUUGAGCUUGCAAGCGGCGUAUGACAAUCUCUGCGCCUCAAGCGGUACGACGGCUGUCCCGCAUUUCUUGCUCAAGUACACAGAUGAAAGUGUUGAAGUCGCUCCUCUGAAAGACUUGAACUCCUUCUUCCCAGACCUAAAGAAGAUUACUGUGGGUGUGUAUGACCCGUGCUCACUGCCUCAACAUCCGGGCUGGCCGCUCAGAAACCUCCUCAUCCUCCUCGCAAAAAAAUGGGGUUCACAGCUGGAUGUUCUGGAGGUUUUGUGCUUCAGAGACAGAACUCUACAAGGGACCCGCUCCGUUCGGCACAGCAUCAUCUUUCGGGUCAAGCUCCCAGACCUCACGACUUCUGCAGUAUGUCCAAAGAGCGUGGGUUGGGAGAAGAACCCGAAAGGGGCGAUGGGACCCAGAAGUGUCAAUCUCAGCGAAUGUAUGGACCCUAAAAGGCUGGCUGAGUCAUCUGUCGAUCUCAACCUGAAGCUGAUGCGUUGGAGGCUGGUCCCGUCUCUGGAUCUGGAUAAGGUCGUGUCGACGAGGUGUCUGUUACUGGGAGCUGGAACUCUGGGAUGCAAUGUGGCAAGAACACUGAUGGGCUGGGGUGUGAGGCACAUCACUUUUGUGGACAACGCAAAGAUCUCCUACUCGAACCCGGUGCGACAGCCGCUCUAUGAGUUUGAAGACUGUCUGAGCGGUGGGAAGGUGAAAGCUCUCGCAGCGGUGGAAAGACUACAGAAGAUCUUUCCUGGUGUGAACGCGGAGGGCUUCAACAUGAGCAUCCCAAUGCCUGGCCAUCCGGUGAACUUUUCCGAGUUGACAAUGGCUCAAGCUCGGCAGGAUGUGGAACAGCUGGAGAAGCUUAUCUCUGAACAUGAUGUGGUCUUCCUGUUGAUGGACACUCGUGAGAGCCGCUGGCUUCCGACAGUCAUCGCUGCUAGCCAGAGAAAGUUGAUAGUUAACGCUGCUCUGGGAUUCGACACGUUUGUGGUAAUGAGGCACGGCCUUAAGAAACCCAAAGAGUCACAGUCUGAGGAGUCCAGCCCCAUGUCUGCUUCCUCCAACUCCUCGUCUUCCUCCACACCGGCAGCCGCCAUCACACCAGGAGCGUCUUUAUUCUCCAACAUACCGGGACACCGUCUUGGCUGCUACUUCUGUAAUGAUGUGGUCGCCCCUGGAGACUCCACCAGAGACAGGACUCUGGACCAGCAGUGCACAGUGAGCCGUCCUGGUCUGGCCAUGAUCGCUGGAGCUCUGGCUGUGGAGCUGAUGGUGUCUGUUCUCCAGCACCCUGAGGGAGGUUACGCGGUGGCCAGCAGCAGUGAUGACCGGAUGAAUGAACCUCCAACCUCACUGGGUCUCGUCCCCCAUCAGAUUCGGGGAUUCCUGUCAAGAUUUGACAACGUCCUUCCUGCAAGUUUGGCGUUCGACAAAUGCACUGCAUGCUCACCAGUAGUUCUUGAGAAUUAUGAGCGAGAAGGUUUCCAGUUCCUUGCGAAGGUCUUCAACUCAUCCCAUUCCUUCCUGGAGGAUCUGACAGGCUUGACUUUACUCCAUCAGGAGACACAGGCAGCUGAGAUCUGGGACAUGAGUGACGAUGACAGCAUUUGAAGGACUCCGGGUCAAACUUCAUUGGCCGUGACUUUCAUGGCAGCUUGUCUGUGAUCUUAUACUCACUGUUAAGUGAACAGUCUCAUGCACAUGUAUCUUUCAUCAUGUACUUGUUGAAAUAUUUGUCUUAAGCGUUCGCACUAUAUCUGUCUGUGGAUCUGUCGGGAUUAUAGAUGCCGUCAUUAAAGAAACUGAUGCAGCGAUCGCUCUGGUCCAGUGUUGUUCUGUCCUGAAGUGAGCUCACCCAAAAAAUGCACUCAUGUCGUUCAAACCCACUCAUUCAUCUUUAGAACAAAUGCAUUUAUUGUUAAUGAAACCUGAGAUUUCUGUCCUUCCAUUGAAACUUUCAUACAUUAAAACAUAGAAAGAGAUCCUGAAAUGAAUCCGUAUGAAUGGAGCAGUGUUAUUGAUCACUGAUGCUCAGAUUAAAUUUAGGCUAUAAUGUUUUAUAUAUUUUGAUCAAUGCACAAACACAGCACAUCACAUCACAUGUUAACAGACACUCAAUAGUGAAGUUCAUCUCAAGCAAUCAUAUUUAUUUGUAACAUGAGAGUGUGAAUUUUGGGUGAACUAUCUUUUUUUAAUGUGUUUGUCCACUGGACAGUUUUUGGGAAAACUUUCAUAAUAUUAUAAUAUAUUAUUACAGUUCCAUCAGCCAAAAAUAUAAUCAUUUUAACAGAGUGUUAAAUACGGCAUCUUCCUUAAUACUAAUACCCCUUGUCCUAACCUAAGACCUACGGGAAUUUUUUUUUUGUUUUGUUUUAAUUUAGUAUUUUUUUAUGUCAUUACAUUGUUUAGAGCAUAAGAAACAAACUGGAGAAAAAAAAAAAAACAUUUUUGAAAAAUUAUAUUUUAAUUCAUAUGAUAUGCUGUGUCCACAGUGGACACCAGGACUCGGUUGUUUAAAAAAAAAAAUGACAUGUAUAGGGAAAAACUUCUUUUUUUUACACAAAUUUUUAGGUUUCAGGAUUUCUUUUCUUUAACCCAACUUUGUCUAAUGAUUCUCAACUAUGUUAUGAAAGAUAUAACAGAAUGAAUUUAUAUACCAUUUUACUUUAUGCAAUAUGUGUGUAAAAUGGCCAUGCAUGGGUUUUCCCAUUCAAUGCAAUGUAUCUGUACACUAUCUAAUUUGCAUAUUAAUGUGUUCUUGGAGCAACAUGUAAUGAAACAGAAGUGUAAUAAUAUAGUAUGAAAUCAAUGUCUUGUUUUGUAAGUCAUAUUUUGAUUUGAAAAAAUUUGAGAUGUUGAUUUAUACUAUUUGAAAAUUAGAUUUAAAUGAUAAUUACAAAUUUGAUCAUUGUCAUUUUUAAAGCAGUUGUCUUAAACCUCCAAACAUUUGGGAUCACUGAAGCCCUGAAUGUGCUCUUUACUAAAAUAUAAUGUCAGAGGGACCCCGGAGGUUAAAGCAUUUGUGUGUCCUAGUGUCAGGGUCUUCAGAGGUCAGUGAACUGGACGAUUGUGCUGCAGGUGUUUCAGCUCUGAACUCCUGGAUCAGUGUCAUCAGGAACUGGACAUCCAGUCUCUCAACGUCUGCUCUACAUCAAUGCACUGUAAAUGUCUAGUAACAUGGGAUUUUUCUCACAAUAAACAUGGACUAUAUUCACACAGUA